This is a messenger RNA of Brassicogethes aeneus, 2317 nucleotides long. Lineage: Eukaryota; Metazoa; Arthropoda; Insecta; Coleoptera; Nitidulidae. The record is from the annotation of a GenBank genome assembly.
AAACCCCUCAUUACGCACAUUAGUGGUUUAAUGAUUUAAAUUAGCCAAUAUUAAAAUAAACUUAUUAAUAAAGAUCAGAAAAGUGCUAUAUAUAAUGCAAAAAUGGAUCACAUUCAAAUCAUAAUUGCUUCUUUAUCAACACAAGAAGUAGCAUUCUUAUUUUAUUGUGAAAAUGAAGUACAACCUGGAAGUAGAAGGAAUCAGUUUGUUUCCAAAAGAAAACGCAAAAAAGCACAGGACUUACAAAUAUGAAACUGUUCAUGAUGAUGAAAAUCCCACAGCAGUUCUACGAAGAGGACAAACAUUCAAAAUGCAACUCAAAUUUUUUAAUGGAUCGUUCGAUGAAAAUAAGGACAUUGUCAAAUUAAUUUUCAACUAUGGUUCGAAUCCUAAUGCUCUAAAAGGCACUCAAGGAGUUCUAAAAGUGGAUUUUACCGGAAAGAUUUGUGCUGAAAAUACUGAUUGGUCCUGUGAAAUUCUUAAAAAAGACGACAAGUGUUUAAGUUUUGAGGUAUGCACUCCGCAUAAUAUUCCCAUUGGUCUUUGGAAAUUGCAAGUUAGAACAUUAAAGCCUGAAACUACCCCUGAGAAAUUUGAUUACGUCAACGAUAUUUAUUUCUUGUGCAAUCCUUGGAAUAGCCACGAUUCAACAUAUAUGCCGGAAACGAAAUUGUUGGACGAGUAUGUGUUAGCUGAUGCCGGUAAAAUAUGGGUUGGAAGUUCCAAUAACCCUGGGUCGAGAGCAUGGGUUUUUGGACAAUUUGACGAUAUUGUUUUGCCCACCAUAAUGAUGAUAUUUAAUAGAUCUAAAAUGCCACAUUCAAGUCUUGGUGAUCCAAUUCAGAUAUGUCGCAUGGUAUCCAAAAUGGUAAAUGCCAAUGAUGAUAAUGGUGUUCUUCUUGGUAAAUGGAGAGAUUUUAAAGAUAAUGAUGGUACCCUUCCGUCAGCUUGGACCGGUUCAGUACCAAUUUUGCAGGAAUAUUACGACACCAAGACACCUGUUAGAUAUGGCCAAUGUUGGGUUUUUGCGGCCUUAGUAACAACAAUAUGUAGAGCAUUGGGAAUUCCUUCCAGAGUAGUUUCAAACUUUGACUCUGCCCACGAUUACGACAAUACUUUCACGAUCGACAAUUUUUAUGAUGAAAACAACAAAUUCGACGACGGUAAAACUAUCGAUAGCAUUUGGAAUUUCCACGUUUGGAAUGAUGUUUACAUUGCGAGACCGGAUCUUCCUUCCGGUUACGGAGGAUGGCAAGCUAUUGACGCCACUCCACAGGAACUGUCCGGUGGUUUUUAUCAAUGUGGACCAACGUCUUUGGAAGCCGUAAGAAAGGGAGAGGUUGGUUACAACUAUGAUACGCACUUUUUGAUUUCUACGGUCAAUUCUGACGUGGUUCAUUGGAAGGAAGAUCCUACAUCUGAAAUUGGCUAUUCCAGAAUUUAUUCAGAUACAAGGGCUGUUGGGCGAUUUCUUUUAACUAAAAAACCCAUGGUCGAUGACCCAUAUGGUAAUGAGGAUUGUGAGGAUGUGAUCAACCAGUACAAGAUGCCCGAAGGCACCAAAGCUGAACGAUUGCAACUGUUUAACUCAAUAAGACAUAAUCCUUUAGCAAGAAUAAGGUGGGAAAUGCCACACACUGAAAUUCGCGAUGUUGAGUUCAAAUUAAAGAACUUGGAAAAGGUAAAAAUCGGAGACGGCGUCGACUUGAUAAUUAAUAUUGAAAACAAAAGCGACCAAGUCCGUACUAUUAAUGCAGUCCUAUCCUCUGGCAGUGUUUACUAUACCGGAGUAAAAUCUCACACCAUCAAAGAGUCCCAUAAAGAGUUGAAAAUGAAACCACAAUCAACAGCACAGCUGUCUAUGACCGUAAAAUCUGAUCAAUACAUGGACAAACUGGUCGAGCACGGAAUAAUCAAGUUGGACGCUAUCGCCACUGUAAAAGAAACUGGCCAAACUUGGCUCGGCAAAGACGACAUCCAAAUCAUCAAACCCAAAAUAAAUAUAAACAUUCCUACGGACAUUAUAGCUCGAGAACCUACUUUGGUAAGGCUAUCAUUCGUUAACCCCAUGAAGAAAUGGCUUACAGAUUGCAAAAUCAACGUGGCUGGUUCCUCGAUGUUAAGAAAUCAAGUGGUGCGUUGUUCCGAUGUAGGUCCUGGAAAAAAUGUGGAAGUUGAUGUUACAGUGGUCCCGAAAAUCAAAGGAGAGUUGACACUUGUCGCCACUUUUAGCUCCAAUGAGCUAUUUGAUAUUUCAGGCUCAGUUAAAGCCACAGUUAAACCCAAUAUUAUAUAUACUCCUAUAAUAAUGGCAUAA